Molecule: messenger RNA, 2148 nt
Organism: Colletotrichum destructivum
Lineage: Eukaryota; Fungi; Ascomycota; Sordariomycetes; Glomerellales; Glomerellaceae
Product: Putative G-protein gamma
Exons: 3
Coding region: 270-1187 (305 amino acids)
Biological process (GO): G protein-coupled receptor signaling pathway
Cellular component (GO): heterotrimeric G-protein complex
Molecular function (GO): G-protein beta-subunit binding
Source: RefSeq, a predicted model, not a curated record
CAGCAAACAAGCAAGCAAACACACAAACGAGCAAACAAGCAUAUCAACAAACCACAUGCACUAAGUCCUUAGGGAUACAUCUGCAUGCAUAUGUUGCUAUCAAUCCCGUCAACAGCUGGCAAUGACUCUUGCUUCGCUUCGCUUCGCAUGCGCGACGCUGUGUAGGUAGGCACCUGAAGGGAAUGGAGCGGUCGUUGCUUCAAUGGCGCGCAUGGUGGCCCUAGCGCAAGAAGUAACCUUGUAUCCAUUGACCACUGACCUUUCCUUUCAUGUUAGGGGAACCUUCUCAGGGCUCCGCAAUCCAAUCCAAUCCCAGCCUUUGCACACAGUCCCAGGCCCCAGGGCCGUCCCAGUCCAGGUCCCUCUCUUUCUCAGUCUUUCUCUCGCACUCCCUCCAUCCCUCUCCCUCUCCCUCUCUGCGUCUGCCAGUUUUGUUCGAGUCCCCCAACUGCUGGACCGCUCUGGCCUCUCGCUCCUCCUUCCCCGUCGCCCGUCCCGUCCUCUCCUUUGCUUUGCUUUCCCAAAACCAAACCCAUUAUCCGAGCAACCAACCUACCCAUCUUGACGCUGGCAAUCCUUUCCCCCCCCAAUCCAAUCACCCCCCGACGCUCUUUCCUUUGUCGAUUCGCUUCGAUCGAAACCGGCCUUUAUCACUCUCUGAAUUCCCCCGCCGUCUCGUUGCUGAACGUCCUUCUCACAACACCACCGCCGCCGCCGCCGAAUCCUCUGCUGUAGCCGCCGCCACAGCCUCUUCUUCUACCUCUCGUCAGCGGCAGGAUCAGGUCCAUCAGCCUCGCCUCGACGACAAAUCAUCACGACGACAACCCGCUGACGCUUCCGUCACCGCCGCGUCGUCCUCGAUUCCGUCGUCGUCCAAGUCUUCAGCCCCCCGACCCACCGCCGCGAUGCCUCAGUACACCUCUCGUGAUGUCGGCGACCCGUCGCAGAUUAAGAAGAACAAGCAGUCGAUGGCCGACCUAAAGUUGAGACGACUGACGGAACUCAACAACCGCUUGCGUGAAGACCUUGAGAGGGAGCGCAUUCCCGUGAGCAAUGCUUCUAAGAGUAUCAUCGCCUACUGCAACAGCACGAGGGACUACAUGGUUCCAUCAGUUUGGGGUGCCGUCCCCCGCGGUGAAGACCCUUAUGCACCACAACAAAGCGGCGGAUGCUGUGUGGUAAUGUAGAGCAAUGUUUCUCAUGGGUCAGCGGUGUUGGUAUCGGAACAAUCGAAACGCUCCGAUCGGAUUGUCAUUUUUCUCUUUUUACGCGUGGAAUACCAAACCCCCCAGGGCUAUGGGGAUUGCAGCAACCUCCCAAAAACAGCGAGCGAACCCCGAUCUCGAAGAACCGGAAAAAAACGGUAUUGGUUUUAUUACGCGGUCGUGGAAUCAUCGUAAUUCAAAAGUCCUAGACCAGCACGGAGUCGAGGAAAAGCACAAAAUUGUCCCCAGCAUUGGGAAGGGGCAAAAGGUCCAAUGUUACCAGCCAAGAGACAUGUCUUUUCACCCUUGCCUCUACGGAACAAGGCGAAAAGACACCGACAGCGACACACGGGUCAGUAAUGUUGGGGAACGACCAAGGUCAGCUAGGAGGUAGGCGAAAGAGGAAGCGGGAGGGGAUGCGAGAGAGUGAAGAGGCAAUGGCCUCUGCUACGAUAAUGCUUCUAUGUUGUCCAAUUUCUGCUGUCAUUGGGGAGGAGGAGGUCACGGGGGGAGGCUUUUUUUUCCGGUGGGCAGCUCUUCAGCAUGUAAUAAUUCUCUUGAUGUCCUGUACUCCUUCCACUUCAGCGGUUUGUCUCGUCUGCUCCCCUUCCACAAUAUUCCGCACCGAGUGUGUGAAUAGCUUCGAUCUAUCAAUCACCUUAUCUCCGUGAAAGAGGGAAGAGAGAAGAGAAGAAAACCUCCAUUUUCCGUGGCUGCUUAUGUUGAUUGGAAUGUGCACUGGACAGUGCAUUGCUGAUGGCAACUAGCCAACCUUAGUAUUGUCGAUAUGCAUCCUGAAGCACAAUCCAUGGAAUGAAUAGGUGGGUUCCACAGGAGGGCAGAUCGUCAAAGCCCCUUCCCAGGCUUGCUUCAGAGUACACUGCACAUGCCUGCGUCGCGCUUGUGGAGCCACGAAAUCACUCGCAUCUGCGGCGGUGGCCCC